AUGCCUCGCUCAUCCUAUAAUAUGGUCCUAGGCGAGCUGGAACUGCGCGGCCCGCUCGCCAACCGCCUCCGACGCCGCGGGGACACGAUCACCAUCGACGGCACAAAUGACCGCCGACAAAAGUUCCCCAUUCGUUUACUCGCCGCAUACUACUCGCUAUGCCUUGUCCACACGUUCCCGAACCCCGAGCAGCUCCACGUCUGCAAGGAUUUCGCGCACGCGUUGUACCGCCUCGCCUCAGACGCAACCCUUACCGGUGAGGCCUUCCACGCUCUCCGCACAAGUCGCAACGCCGUGGAGGCAGUGGACAUCUCCACACCGCCAUUCAGUACAAAGCUUCUCGACUUGGGAAGCCGCUGCUGGCCAGAGGAAGCGCGCUUCCGCGAGCGAGACGCGCGCGGGAAGUGGAUGGAUGGCUGGGGCACGCUCCCCUCCCCUUGGCACGUCACCGUGAUCCCUGCGGGUGUUUGGAAAGGUCUCAACACGUCCCCUUCCUGGACUCUAUCUACCUGGUAG
Molecule: messenger RNA, 516 nt
Organism: Gloeophyllum trabeum ATCC 11539
Lineage: Eukaryota; Fungi; Basidiomycota; Agaricomycetes; Gloeophyllales; Gloeophyllaceae
Exons: 4
Coding region: 1-516 (171 amino acids)
Source: RefSeq, a predicted model, not a curated record